Molecule: messenger RNA, 1459 nt
Organism: Oryza brachyantha (malo sina)
Lineage: Eukaryota; Viridiplantae; Streptophyta; Magnoliopsida; Poales; Poaceae
Exons: 4
Coding region: 91-1107 (338 amino acids)
Biological process (GO): response to stress; response to abscisic acid
Source: RefSeq, a predicted model, not a curated record
GUUGCCAACUUUAGGAUAAGACUCCAUUUCUUCCCUCAGCAGCUCCUCCCAAAGCUCUUGGAUUUGGUUCUGUUCUUGCUUGCGCAAAUCAUGAACGAAAUCAGAAAACUGAAGCGCGGGAUCAGCACCAAACGAGGUGACCACCCCGUCCAAAAUGGCCAAAAUCCAUUCGAUGAAUGGGAGGAGCAACAACGAUACUGGCCUUCACCACGGGCACCGCCAGUGAGCCCGAUGGGAUCACCACGGACCCCAAAUGGGAGCCAGAAGAAGCCGGUUCUAGGCAAGGUGAAGAGCAAGGCUAAGAAAUGGAUGCACCUGCUGCAUCACAAGAAGAAGCCUAUGCAGGAGGACAUGAUGUGGACCCCCAGGGCAGGACCCAGUGCGGAAGACAGCAGCAGCAAGGAGCACAAUGACACCGACCAUGGAUCACCAAGCACAGCUCAACAACAUUCCUGUGAAUCAGUGCGUGUACCUGAGGUAUACAUGGAAGCAUCACCAAGGCAAAAUUCGCCACUUCCAAGCCCAACUACACACAAGGAACAACCAUACUUCAAGGUCAGCAGCAGGUUUGAGUCAGAAAUGAAGGAAGCCAAUGAAAUGCUUCGGGAAUCAAAGCAGCUCCGUGUCAACACAACCAAACAGAAGACUGUAACAUUUGCACCAAUUUUGGAACAGGGGCCAACACCAGUAAAAAAUGAAUGGAACAGCAAAGAACUGUCAGAAACAGCAUCCGAGAUAUUCAGUAAUGCAUAUGCUAUAGUCUAUAAGGCUGUCCUCAGGAUGGUAUCUAUAAUCCAAGACACAAUAGCAACAUAUAAUAUUGACAGAAGGAAAAUGUUAGAGAAGAUCAUAUCAUUCAAUAGGUACCUGAUGCUGAAGCUGGAACCUGGAGAAGGUGAUAACGUACUCUCAGAAGUCAUUACUGAGGCUGUCCUCGAUCUGUUUGAUGCCUGGUGCGAGAAUGUAGAGAUGCCUUUGGUACAGAGGGCAAAGGAAGUAUCUUCUUGGUUUGUGCCGAAAAGGAGAGAAGAGUUACCUCCUGUUCCACUGUCUACCAAUCCUUGUGUGUAUGAAGAUGCAGAAGAAUUUUACUCAUUAGACAAUUGACUGUCUUGAAGCACGAGAUCAAGGCUCUAUGAAACAACAUAAGUAGAGAGAUGUACCUUACAAUGUGAACACCGGAGGCGAAGAUGGAAUGCUUGCCCCAAGUAAACUUUGUUCAUAGAAUUGCAUUAUACCUUACAGUGGCUGCUUGUGAAACCAAAAGGAGGUACCUGUGGCUGUGUACCAGAAACUAAUGUACAAGGUUUCAAUUUUAAGUAUCUCUUCAGUUAAAGCACAGUAUCUUGACCAUAUAAGAUAUUACAUUCACAAUCAGUGACAACAAAUUCCACGAUGUAGGCAAUACAGAAAUAUUGAAGCAAAAAAAAUCAUCGACUGCAGAACCAAAAUCACUCUG